Molecule: messenger RNA, 1008 nt
Organism: Sparassis crispa
Lineage: Eukaryota; Fungi; Basidiomycota; Agaricomycetes; Polyporales; Sparassidaceae
Exons: 5
Coding region: 1-1008 (335 amino acids)
Source: RefSeq, a predicted model, not a curated record
AUGUCGAACGCCACUAGGCCCAUCUACGCCCUCUACAGGUCUCUCAUCCGCGAAGUUCGCUUGCUUCCGACUGAAUAUCUUCGCCAGUUCUUCCGCCUCAAGCUCAGUGACGAUGUCCGAGCAGCACUCGACUCCAAGGAUGCUCGCUUGCAGAAAGGUCGGGUAAAACGAAUGCGGCAGAUCCAACGCAAGCUACAAGCAGCGAACUUAGGCCGCAGGCGCGAAUUUGAUCACGUCUUGGAUUUAGCCUAUGGAAGGAAAGGAAAGCUCAGGGCGGAAAUCCUGCAACCUCUGCUCACCGACCCAAAGGCCCCCCUUCCGGCGCGCAUGAUCCACAACGUAGAGCGAUCUCGCCCACCCGCCUAUUCAAAGGAGCUGACUACGCUUCUCACAACCGCCUACUCGCGCACGACCAAGGCUCUGACGCUGAAGGCGCUGCAACACCCGCACACCCUGCCUCCGCGCGCUGACCCGAGUACGAACGACGCCAAGUUCAUGGGCCCACUGAGCAAACGCAGGGAAGUGAACAUCCGUUGGAAGUUCUUCACCGAGCAGCACAAGAGGGUGCAUCCUCCGCUGCAAGUCGUUCUUGAGGAGCGGACGGAGUCUGGCGACGUCGUGCACAAGACCGACAGCAGUUCUGUGUUGCGCGCCGGCAUCCGCCCCGUCGGCCUGCAGGGCUCAGGUGUGUUCGAGGAAGUGCAAGCUCUAGCGGCCUCGCGUCCUCGUCGGCGGAGUGCGCAUGGGAAGCCAUAUCCAGACAGUCACGCAUCACAGCCAGACUUCAGGUCGCACCUGCCGCACAGGUUUUUACGGAGGCGAUUCCAGUUUCUCUUGGGUCGGCUGCCUGUUAUGACAUACCGCAGAGCCAUGCCGGGCGAUUCGACAUCAAACGCCGGAAAACCUGGCAUGGUUGCAUGCGGCACAAGACGAUCAGCACAGGCGGAAGGAGGCAAGCAGGAAGAGACGAGAAGAGGCACGAGCCAGGGCUGCCUCAAGCCAAAAUAA